CGUCUACGCCUGUGCAUGUGUAGGUUAUUUUCUGCAUGCGUUUUGUCCCUGCGACGGUGACAGUUGUCAUCCUCCCUCAGCUAUCGCACCUGCUUGGACAUUCUUUGGAAAGUGAGCACGUCCUCCUUCAAACCUUCACUCGGAAACCUUCCUUCCCACGUCACAGCAUUUCCUGUCAUGUAACCAGCCGCACACGCCCAACGCUCACCACUGAAUGGAGACACACAACACACACUGGGGCAUCACAACAACACUAAUGCGUGUGCGCUCCUGGGUGUUUGGUGAGACGGGCGUGGUCCUGCUGGCCGUCCUCGCGCUGAUGAUGUCUGUGGGACGCCUCGCCACCACAGCCACUGCACCUUUGCAGGAGGAAGGCAGCGUAGCCUCCAACAGCCUGGAAGAGAGCCAGGUGACGGCGUUCUGGUGGGGCGAGUGGGCUAAGUGGACGGCAUGCACGCGCACCUGCGGCGGCGGCGUCAAGUCACAGGAGAGACACUGCCUCAAACAGCGAAAGAAAGUUGCUGCAUUCAAGGACAACAUGACGUGCUCAGGAACCUCCAAGAGAUACCACCUGUGCAACGCACAAGACUGUCCGGCCAGUGGCCAAAGCUUCCGGGAGGAGCAGUGCUGGUCCUUCAACUCACAGCUCUACGGUGGCCACAGCUACCAGUGGAAACCUCUCUAUCCGGACGACUAUGUGCACAUCUCCAGCAACCCGUGCGACCUCCACUGCACUACCGCCGAUGGCCAGCGUCAGCUGAUGGUAGCUGCGCGCGACGGCACGUCCUGCAAGUACAGCAGCUACCGCGGCGUCUGCGUGGACGGUAAGUGUGAGCCAAUCGGAUGCGAUGGCGUUCUCUUUUCAUCCAACACACUCGACAAGUGUGGAGUCUGUCAGGGUGACGGCAGCAGCUGCAGCAGAGUCACUGGAAACUUUCGCCGCGGGGCCACCACGCUCGGUUACGCCUUCAUCACGCAAAUUCCUGAAGGAUCAUGGGACAUCCAGGUGAUCGAGAGGAAGAAGUCAGCCGACGUUCUCGCCGUGACUGACCAGGCGGGAAACUUCUUCUUCAAUGGUGCCUACAAGGUGGACAGCCCUCAGAACUUCCAUGUGGCGGGCACUGUCUUCAAGUACCGCCGCCCCAUGGACGUCUAUGAGACGGGCAUCGAGUACAUUGUCGCCAAAGGGCCCCUGGACCAGCCCGUCAAUAUCCUGGUGUGGAAUCAGAAUGGCCGCACGCCGUACAUCACGUACGAGUACACAGUCCUGAGAGACUCCCUGCCACCCAUGCCGCCGCCGCCCGUUUACACGGGCGCUGACAGCUCAGUGGAGGCUGCGCCCCUGCCGGCGCACAACGCCAGCCGCUACCAGCAGACGCCGGCUGGGGGGCGUAUGGAGGGGCCGGGGGGCGCCGCACAGCAGGAGACCAAUGAAGUCUACGAGGAGACCGCACACAUACACUGUGACACGGACACACACUAUACAGAGGGCAACAGCAGCGAUACAGGGAGCACCGCCAACCCAGUCCCCGCCGACGUGCCCCUGGACCCUGAGGCUGAUGCCCCUAACCUCAUCUGGAGGGUCCUGCUGGAAGGACGCUUGAGCCCGGAGGAGCUGCUCAUCAAUAUUUCCACCAAUCAGCUGCUGGAGAUGGAAGGAGAUGGCUUGUUCUCUGCUGGCCCUGGCAGCCCGGAGCCCGACGGACCGCUUGUACUCAACCAGACCCUAGAGUUCACGCUCGGACGCAAACGCAAUGACAGCAGCGCAGACAUCUUCUACCACAACAAGACGCUGCACGCCGCGGGCAGGGCCGGCGGACGCUCCAACAGAACAAGGGGGAAUUCAAGGCUCUACCAAAAGAACCUGAAGCUGAGUCCGGCCGACAUGUAUCGCUGGAAGCUUUCCUCUCAGGAGCCCUGCAGUAUGACCUGCUCCAUCGGCGUGUCCAAGUCGUUUGUCACGUGUAUCCGCUACGACGGUGUGGAAGUACACGACAUGUAUUGCGACGCGUUGACCCGACCGGAACCGGUCCACGACUUCUGCAUCGGGCGGGAGUGUCAGCCCAGGUGGGAGGCCAGCAGCUGGAGCGAGUGUUCGCGGACCUGCGGCGAGGGUUUCCAGUUCCGGCAGGUCCGAUGCUGGAAGAUGCUGUCACCUGGCCUGGACAGCUCCGUCUACAGCGACUUGUGCACCAUGGCGGACCUGGACAGACCCGUGGAGAGACGGCCCUGCAAGAGUCCUGCAUGCGGCCCGCAGUGGGAGGUGGCCGAGUGGACGGAGUGUACUGCGAAGUGUGGCCGAAGAGAUCAGGUGACCCGUGACGUCCGCUGCUCUGAAGAAAGUCGCCCGUGCGACCCCAUGACCAAACCGGCUGGUGUCAAGAACUGCACAGGUCCGCCCUGCGAACGCCACUGGACUGUGUCCGAAUGGGGGCCCUGCUCAGGCCCAUGCCCGCACGGGAGGAUGGUGCGCCAUGUGUACUGCAAGGCCCCCGAGGGCCGGGUGGUGGCCGAGGAUCAGUGUCCUGGGGACGAGAAGCCGCUCGCCGUUCAGCCCUGUGGGGAGAGGGACUGUCCUGCCCACUGGUUGAAUCAGGACUGGAAAAAGUGUAACACCACAUGUGGCCGUGGUGUUAAGCGGAGGAUCGUCCAGUGUGUGGGGAUCAGCGGCGGUAAGUUCCUGGUCUUUGAGGAGGAGGCGUGCGGCGCCGACGAGCGGCCCGAAGAUGAGAGCACCUGCUUCGAGAGGCCAUGCUUCAAGUGGUACACCACACCCUGGUCCGAGUGCACCAAGACGUGCGGUGUGGGCGUGAGGAUGCGUGACGUCAAGUGUUACCAGGACCGCGAACUGGUGCGAGGCUGCGACCCACUCACCAAGCCUGUGUCCAAGCAGACAUGCAGUCUGCAGCCUUGUCCCACUGAGCCGCCAGAUGAGAGCUGCCAGGACCGGCCCACCACCAACUGCCUGCUGGCUCUCAAGGUCAACCUGUGCAGUCACUGGUACUACAGCAAAGCCUGCUGCCACUCCUGCCGGGCCCUACGAUCGCCCGUGUCCUAGAGCCCCAAACCCCGCCGCCUUUCCCAAAACCCGUGCACAUGGAUUUUGUUCAUCAGGUAGCCCGAGUGCAACGUUUACAUUCUCAAAAGACAAAGUCAACACACACAAAAAGUUUAACAGCUUUGCUGGCUGUCAGGCUUCCUCACACGGGGCAUUAGAACUUUUUGGUUUGUACCAGAAUCCUGCACUCUCGUCUUUUCGCAUCAUCCCUCACUCUCCCCCUACCUCUCGUUCUCCUUUUUCCCAGCAGCCUUCCCUCAUGCUAUCUUUCCAUUUCUCCCUCUUUUCCAUCAUCCUCUCUCUAACAUGCUCCUCUCUCAACUGCUUUCUUUUCCCCAGCCUUCAUCACUCUCUCUCUUCCCCAUCAUCCCUAUGCUCUCCUGCGCUAUAAACGUCCCUCUGUUUCUUUCAUCAUCUCUCUGUCCUUUUACCCAUCAACUUUCACUCUCUCUUUCUCACUCAUUUUUCCCCCUUCAUCCUCUCUUGCUUUUGUUCUCAUCAUUCUUGCUUUCUCCCAUCGUGCUGGUCUUUCUCUAUUUCUUUCUCAUCAUUCUUCCUCUCUUUUUCACAUUAUUCUCUUUCUUUGUUCUUCCCAUCAUAAUUCAUUCUCUUUUGUCCAUCAUCCUUCUAUCUCUUUCACUUGCUUUCUCAUCACUUUUUUCUUUCCCAUCAUCAUUCCCUCUCUCUUUCUCAUUUCAUCAUUCUCACUUGUUCACAUCUUUCUCUUUCUCUGUCUCUCUCUUUCUUUCUCUCAUUCCCCGUCACUCUUCAUCCCAUCAUCCUUUGCUGUCUUUUUCUCAUCAUCCUUCAAAUGCUUUCUCUUUAUACAUCACCCCCUCACUCUCAUUCUCAUCAUCUCUCCCUCAUUCACUUUCUCGCACACUUGUGUGUCUUCAACCCUCAGCUUAAAUUAGCCUUUAAACUUGAACCAGAACAAAGGUGAUGAUGCCGAUGAUGAAGAUGAAGAUCCUCUCCUCCUGCAGCCUGACAGCAAAUGGUGUGCGCCUCUCUCGACAAGACAAUCUUCCAUUCAAUCAUUAAAUAUUAUUUAACAGUGACAGAGAGUGAAAUGUGCACGCUGGCGUAUUUAUUAGUCAUCGCACAUUUAAAAAAAAAAAAAACAUUAUCGUUAUUACUUUUUCACAUAAGCACGACCGCCUGACGUUUCUCCGCCGGGACCCAAAAAGAAAAAUGAGAAAAAAGAAAAAUGAUGGCCGACAGAGGAGCCGAGAUUCCUGACACUUGAAAUGUAUUCAGACGUGUUUAACUUUCUGUCUUUGAUAAAUAUAAAUAUAACGGAUACCUCUUUGUACGACGCGGCAGGACGCACAAACCGAUGUUGUUAAUAAACACAACAAAAUGUA
Messenger RNA from Phyllopteryx taeniolatus (common seadragon), 4422 nucleotides. It is a transcript of the gene adamtsl2, whose product is annotated as ADAMTS-like 2. The record is from RefSeq and is a predicted model, not a curated record. Gene Ontology annotation, cellular component: extracellular matrix. Gene Ontology annotation, biological process: extracellular matrix organization. The coding region runs from base 215 to 3058 and encodes 947 amino acids. NCBI's taxonomy places the organism in Eukaryota, Metazoa, Chordata, Actinopteri, Syngnathiformes, Syngnathidae. The transcript is spliced from 19 exons.